Molecule: messenger RNA, 2991 nt
Organism: Auanema sp. JU1783
Lineage: Eukaryota; Metazoa; Nematoda; Chromadorea; Rhabditida; Rhabditidae
Source: the annotation of a GenBank genome assembly
AUGGUAGAGACGGAAAAUGAAUCAAAAAAUCUUAUUUCUCCUUCACAAAGUCUUCGACGAAAAUCUGGAGCUGUUCCAGUUAAGAAAUUCCCUUCGCUACAGGUCUCUCAUUAUCCCGUAUUGCUUUGUUCACACAAUGAUGAUGAAGCUAACCAACUGAAAUCUAGUGUCAUUUGGAAAGCCAGCUCAAAUACCGAUAGUCCACCUCCAUUCAAAGAAGCUGCUUCAGAAACUACACGUAAAACAUCUGCACGAGCGAACGAUUCAAGCGGAAGUUUUGAAAGGCCACUCAGUCCUAACGCACCAAGCCCAUGUUCACCAUCCCGGUUGCUUCCUCCUCGUAAGUUAUCGUUCUCAACGGUAGUCAAUAUGAAAACAGCUGCUCAUAAUAAUGUAUUAGGUUCACCUUCUAUACGUUGUCAAUCAUCAGCUUCUCCUAUGACAGCAAGUGAACGUCAACUUUUAUGGAAUACCGUUCAUCAUGAUAGCCUUAAGUCAAGCAUCUCCAUGGAGAGCAUGUACAACAGUUGUACAGACCUAGAUAUGAAGUUUCGACAACAACGUAAGCGAAGAGCCGGUAUCAGUAGUGGAUCGGCUGCAAUCACUCGUGGGGGAGCUUUUGCUUCAGCCGGAGGUUCAGGAUGUAAUUCAGCUGGAUACUCAACUGGUAGAAGUCAACCUCCGUUAGGUGGCCGUUCGCCUCAAUCAUCAUUUGAUUCCAAUUCAAAUCAAGAUGUUGCGCAGAUUUCAAUGAAUUGGAUGCGGAUGAAUGGAUUAGGUGCCGGAUCAAUCAGGCCCUUUCUUACCGGAAAUCCACCGGUUCAUCCAAAAUCAUCACACUCAUCAACACAUCUAUCAAGAGUUGGAUCACUCAGAAAGAUGCAUUGUGUCACAAGCUUAGAAGGGCAAUUACCCCGUAGUGGAACACAGUGUGAUGUUCUGAACGCCGAAAAUGCCACUGGUCAUGAAAUACCAUCCAAUGCUGGCUUAACACAUAGUACUGUCACUACUCCGGAAUUGCCAUUAGCUGAUACGUGCUUGAUGACAACGUCAGUUCCCUCAGAUGCUACUCCAAGAGGGAUUUUACGAGCACCACGUCUUCAAACUGCUCCGAAACAGCUAUCAUUCGAUUUUAUGUGCACGACGUCAUCGCCCGUUCCUUCCGCAAAGAGUAGCUGUGUCUCACAAUCAGGAUCAUAUCAUAUGUUCGAGAAGCCACCCCGUUGUUACCCAUCAUCCACUUCGCCAUCUAUGACACCAUCCCUUCAAACAUUAGGCGUAGGCCGUCGUGGAAGUUCACGUCGCAAGGAUCCUGGACGCUUCCGUCUUCAGAACCUUCAACAACGAAGUAACAGCGAAAGUACCUUUCGCAUGCCUUAUGGAUCAACAAGCACCGAGUAUUGUCAAGGAGGAGUCUGUACUUCACGAUGUUGUGGAAAUCAUGAUCCUAGCUGUCGUACACGUCGUAUGAGCAUGGCUUAUCUUCCAUCAAAAGAGCAAGCUCUGUUACGAAGAAUUUUAGGCCCUCAAGGUCUAAGCUGGAUAAACAGCGAUCGGAAACGAAGUGUUCCACAAGGUGAAAUUGCAUCAAGAAAAUCAGUAUCAAUUGCUUAUUCAAAUGAUAUUGAAGGACAGAAGAAUGCUGAUGAUUCUGAAACUCCUCUUAUGGAAGAGAAAGAAGAUAACAGUGGUGGACGGUUGAUCAAACGGGAACAGUUACAUGAGAAACGACGUAUUACAUGUGAUCGAGCUUUGACAUUUGCUGUACUGGGAAUAGUUUUAAUGAUGAUUGAAAGUGAAUUACGUUCAAAUAACUUUAUUGAUGCGGGUUCGCUUGAAAGCUUAGCUUUAAAAGCUUGUAUACUUGGCUCAACUCUUGUACUUAUUGUUUAUGUUGGAUAUUUUCACGUGAUUGAUGUUCAGUUAUUUAUGAAUGCAAAUGCAGCAGAUGAUUGGAGAGUAUCACUAACAACUCAUCGAGUUACUCAAAUUCUCAUAGAACUGAUGAUCUGCGCAGUGUGUCCACUGCCAUUAGAACUUGGAACGUACAGUAGUAUAGAUACACAUAAUACAUUACAUUCUCUGAAUGUACUCUUUUCUAUUUCAAUGUUCUUUCGAUUAUAUUGGUUAUGUCGUGUGAUGCUUUUACAUUCAAGAUUAUUCACUGAUGCUAGUAGCCGAAGUAUAGCUGGCUUAAAUCGAGUUAACUUCAAUGCUCGUUUCAUUCUUAAAACGCUUAUGACAUUAUGUCCAGGAAAAAUGCUUAUUAUAUUCACAGCUUCAUUAUGGAUUAUUGCUGGAUGGAUUUUGAGAUUGUGUGAAAGAGAAAUGUCCAUUCCACGUACACGUGAAUUAGAUUAUGGAAGCUCAAUCUGGCUUGUUGCCAUCACAUUCUUAUCUGUUGGAUACGGUGACAUUGUUCCUCAUACUCAAUGUGGACGUGUAAUGGCCGUCAUUACUGGUAUUCUGGGUACUUGCACAUCUUCUAUGGUUGUUGCCGUUAUCACAAGGAAGUUAGAACUUACGAGAGCUGAAAAACAUGUUCACAGCUUCAUGAUGGAUACGCAACUAACUAAACAACUUAAACAUUCAGCAGCUAAUGUGUUACGUGAAACAUGGCUUAUCUAUAAAUAUCGAAAACUUGUUGAUAAAGCUGAUCUAUCGAAAAUUCGACAACAUCAACGAAAGUUCUUAGUCGCCAUAUAUGAACUUAGAAAAGUUAAGAGAGAUCAACGAAAAUUGACAGAAAAUUUGGUUUCAUUAGGAGAUGUUGCUAAAACAUCCUCAAGUGCUUACGAGCUGAUGCAUGACGUUCACUCAACUCAGGAAGGGUUAUCACUCCGCAUAACAGCCAUAGAACAUCAACUGUCAGACAUUUCAAGAGAAAUUGGAAGUUUGGCUGAACUUUUACGAGGUCGUAAAAGCAGUAUGACGAGUGAAGAAGCUAGUCCACAACACCGAAUGAGAUUAAGAACAAUAACGGAUGAUUAA